Pristis pectinata (smalltooth sawfish) is the source of this 1495-nucleotide messenger RNA. Its product is annotated as interleukin-15 receptor subunit alpha-like. The record is from RefSeq and is a predicted model, not a curated record. NCBI's taxonomy places the organism in Eukaryota, Metazoa, Chordata, Chondrichthyes, Rhinopristiformes, Pristidae. The transcript is spliced from 10 exons. The coding region runs from base 133 to 1467 and encodes 444 amino acids. Gene Ontology annotation, biological process: interleukin-15-mediated signaling pathway. Gene Ontology annotation, cellular component: plasma membrane. Gene Ontology annotation, molecular function: interleukin-15 receptor activity.
CAAUGUCCCCUAUUUCCAAUUUCCCCAGCUACCAGAACAGCACUUCACGCGUUUCCGGGAAUAUCAGUGUUAAAAUUAAGGAGAGUUAGACAAGAGAGAGAGAAAGAAAAGAACGAAAGUGAAAGUUAUACCAUGCGGGUCAGCGACCGUCGCGGCGGCCGAUUGCUAGAGGGGGAUCUUGAUCAUUGCAAACUCUUUAAAAGGAUCUGUGUUAAGAGACACAACGAUGGCAAAGCAGCGAAGUUGGACCGCAAGGAGGUGUUGAGUGGCUGCGUCCACCUCUUCCACAUGGCCUGGAUUAAGCAGUUUCUGGUCCUGUGGUCAAUAUUCCAUGAAUCUCUUGCCUCCAAAGUAGAGAGCUGCAGCAAACCCAACUUUAAUGUUGAAAAUGUAGACAUGAGUGAAAUAAUGGAGACACAGUUUGAAGUUGGUCGGAAACUCCGACUGAAGUGCCAGAGGGGUUAUAAGAGAAAGGCAGGAACAUCCAAUCUCAUCAAGUGUCAGAACGGCUCCGAAUUUGCCAAAUGGACAGACCCCAUACUCCAGUGCAUAAGGAUAGGUGGUCCUCAACCACCAGCACCAAGCACUUCAUCAACUGAGACCCUUAAGGAUUUGACUCCAACCAUCCAUGGCACUUCAGGAAGUCAUCUAUUCACAGCCAUGACAUCAUUAGCAACAUCUGUAGAGCCGACAUCAUUAGCAACAUCUGUAGAGCCGACAUCAUUAGCAACAUCUGUAGAACCUACAUCUGUAGAGCCAGCAACAUCGGGAACCACUGCAGAUCAUUAUACAUCAACAAUGGACAUUACAGUCACCUCAGGAAGCCACUUGUCACCAGCAGUGACAACAGUAACAAGAGCAGCGGUAGAGACAACAACCCUGACCACUGCAACAAGAUCAAUUACAAUCUCCAGCCAAACCUCCUCCGUCCCUCCGUUAGUAACAGAUACCUCAGACGUAGGACUGAGACCAUUAAAUACGACAUGGACAGCAGUAAGGCCAUCAACAUCAAGUGCCUCAACAGUUGGAACAGAAUCCCUACCAGCAGUGCCCUCAGACCGCAAUCAAAGAGCAGCAGCUGAAACAACAAUCACAUUCAUUACUAGCAGUACCACAGGAACGGAAGCAGUAACAACCAGGGAAACACUGGCAGAAAGAACAGUAAAUUCUCCUACAGCAUCAGAAACAACUCCUGACAUUGCCUCUACUAUUACUACCACAGACAUCAAUCAAACAAUGACUGCUGGAAAAAGCAUUGGAUUAGUCAUCGGGGCCAGCGCAGGAAGUUUAUUUGUCAUUUUGCUGGUCAUUCUAUUCUUGGUCUGGCUAUUGGUUUGCAGAAACAGAAUCCACUGCACCAGGUUCUGGUUUGCUGAGCAUGAAUUGACGGCAAUGGCACCAAUGGAGGUACAAACAGUGGUGGAUGAAAGUGAAACUGGACCUUUACAGUCACAGGGAGAGAGAUGACAUUCAUAAACUGGUGAUAUGGUUCAAC